GCGCAUCACGCUGUAUGUGUGUUGAGCUAAAUAGCACGUGUGGUUUUGUUCAGUCAAACAGCUAAGCUAAAAAGAAUAGCUCCUCCUGCAAAUGUUAUAUCCUGCUGUCAUGGCAGGGUAGUUUUCUGCAGCGACAAAAUGUUCAGGAAAACUGCCUGGAGGAAUGCAGUUAGUGAUGCAGUGAGUUUCCACCAGGACCAAGCCCUCAACGCGACCAUAUUUCUCCUGAAUUCAACAGGAUUUCUGCUCAGAGAGGAAGGAGACGAAAGCAAUUUCAAGGUUUGCCUGGGUGACCCCCACGCAUGCACGUGUCCUGUGUUCACCAAAAAGCAAGAGCCCUGGUUAUACUGUGAAGAUUUAGACUUCCCAGAGAACACGAAUAUUCAUUCCAGCCUGGACUUGGGGAAAGACAGAUCUUGGAGUUACUCCAUGGUUUACACCAAAUCAAAGCUCACCGGAUAAAAUGAUGCCUCUGGGACCUCAAGCCAACCACUCACAGGCCAGGAGCCUGGAAAUGUCUGUCGGAAAGUUGUCCAAGCCCAGGAUGUGUGUCCUAUCUGUCAAGAGGAGCUGCUGGGAAAAAAACAGCCUGUGUCCUACUGCAGGUUUGGGUGUGGUAAUAAUGUCCACAUCUCUUGCAUGACAGUGUGGGCAGACCACCAGAAACUCUAAGAGAGCAAAGAUAUGGUGAAAUGCCCCCUGUGCAGGGAGGACUUCAUGUCUCUGAAGUUUCUACAGAUGCAGGCAAAAAAUGCAUCAAAGCUCUUCACCACUGCUGAAAGAGAGAAACCAGACAGACAUCUGAGAGUUGUCUGCCACUGCUGUCGAAUUUGUCCUGUAACUGGCAAAUGUUUCAAGUAAGUUUAUGGCAGCUGUGUUGUGAGAAAUCUACAAUAUAUUUACCAUAUGUGCAUGCAGUGGUGUUUAAUGUGUGUACAUGUGUAAUUAUGGUCUACUGAAUAACUCUGUACGGUGUUCUAGUCAUUUUUAUUCCCAGGAUUUCUUCCACAAAUAAUGUUUUUCCAGAUGCAAAGUCUGCAGUUACUUCUAUAUGUGAGGACUGCUCAAAGAAAGGCUGCCACCCACAGCAUCAAUUAGCUUUCCAAACUAAAAGGAGAGAGAAGUGGCAUGUUGUGGGAGAAGGCCUGACUAAUGAUCUGGAUGAAGUGACGACAAAUGCCAGGCAAGUUGAUGACCAAAGAAAAAGACACUACUGUUUAUAAUGAAAUGAGCUUUUUACACUGCCAUAAAUCAAACUAUGGAAAGAAGCUACACACACACAAACACAUGCAGAGAAGAUAAGUAAGGUAAGACUUAAGGUAAGACUUUUUACUGUACUGUACAGUGUGUACAGCUUGAAAAUAAGUAAAUUCACGAGUUCAAAAGUUCUAGACCAUAGAAAAAUUAUCACGCUAUCAUAGAUAAAUUGAUGUUCAGAGUAAUACUGUACCAUAUAAUGAAAAUACAGUAUGUUUGUACACAAAACUGCUGCCUUGCAAAAACUUAAUGAUAUAUAAUUUCUCCUCUGUUUCUUACUACAUUCAAGUUCCAUAUGCACUGUGUGUCAGAACACACGGAGGAGGACCCAAAUGCACAGCGCAGACGAGGUAUGGUUAAUCAGUAACGUUUAUUGUCCAGGGGUAGUCGGGCGGUCCAGGUCAUACACGGUAAGGCUCAGCACAACGGCACAAAAGAGCCAGGCAGGAUCAGGUUCGGGAAACAUGCAGGGGUUUGGUACACGGUUAAACACAGCAGAGGUACAGACGAGGGCUAGAAAAAACUCACAGGUCAGACGGUCAGGUAAAUGUCACAAUCCAGGCGAAGGUACGGAGGAGGUUCAGGCAGGAAUCGGCGGUCAAAACAGGCAAGAUCUGCAACACGGGAUAAUAGAUAACAGAUAACAUAACAGAGCGCUGGAUAGUGGUGCAGGGAUACGACAAUCUGGCGUCUGACUGCUGGCUGAGGUGGUGCUUAAAUCCUGGGUGUGAUUACUGAUUAGUGACAGGUGUGCGUGGUGAACCGGGAUAACAGAAACAGCUGAGGAGAAAACAGGAAGUCCUUUCAACAUAAAACAGGAAAUGACAUGAGAAACAAGAGACAAGAAACCAGAUCGUGACACUGUGUAGUUGGGAUCCUGCAAAAGUCAAACUUCUGCCCAUUGGAUGGAUAUGUAAUUUAUAAUCCCUUAACCUGGAAACAAGAUGAAAGAAAGACCUCCUCUAAGUUGGCCUUGUGCCUUUCUGACAGCUGUGCCAAACAAACCAAAAAUAAUUUAGAGGACCUCUUUGUCCCAGGAGUGGCACUAUGGGCCAAGAACCCACAAACUGCUCCAUCACAUGGUUCUCUUAGCUUGGAAAAGUUGACAGACUCCUCAAAAAACUUGAACAUCUCACAUAGAUUAUUAACAAACCAGCUGUUUGGCUUGUGCAUUACCCCACUAGAUGAUACAACAAAAAACAACAAAGUGUAUUUCAGAAAAAUCAGCAGGAAGGUUCUCCUGAAAGCAAUUUUAUUAAUUAUCCAAAUAAAGCUGAUUCACUUGACAAUCAAAAUGUCCGUUCCUCAAAAAAGACAACAGCAGAAACCACAUCUGCUUCCCCCCGCAUGUUUGUACCUGUGAAAAAAAUCCAAGGACAUCAACAGGUUAACCUUUUUAUAGGCUUGAAACCACAACCAGUUAAAAGAGCAACAACAUCGUCUCCUCCCAGGAGAAUAAGAUUUCAACACAAACUGAGAAGCACUGUCACCACUCAGGACAGGAACAACAUACUCACUUCAGCACUAAGGAUGACUGGAGCCCUGAUGAACACAGCAGUAAAGUAAGUCAUACUGUAAGCUAGAUAAGUGUGUUAGUAUUUAUAUCUGCGUUUUUUUGGGGGUAUGUGGAUUAAUUCCCCUUUAUUUACGUAUUAAAGUUGGAAAUAUUUCGAAAUGAAAGUUGUGCUAUGUUGCUUUUAGUAUUAAUAAAAGAAAAAAACAAGAAUUUGUAUCAAGUAAGUUUAUUUGAACGCACAAAAAAGCUAAGACUAAUAUUACUACCAUAAUAGAGAGGUAAACAUAGAAAGGUAAAGGGAAUAGACUGCCCAUUAAAAGAAAACAAAGCCUAUUGGGUUUACUGGCUAGACACAGGAGGAGCACGCCAUAUAACACAUUGAAAUCAGUACAAAUACAUUCGGCAAAAAAACUAACAGAAAUGGCAGUAGGGCCAGCAGAAUGUUCACGCUGAUAUCUUUCAGAAGAAAUCAAUUGGACUUGUACUGUAAGCAUACGGCUUGAUGAAGUGCUUGCUGCUACAUUUAAAAUACAAAGCUGUAAUGUUUUUACAAUCCCAUGGGAAGUGUCACUCUCUAGACUAGCCCAAAAAUGACUGACUUUGGUCACAUGUGUUAUAUGACAAAACAUUCAGUCAUAAAGUGAAAUGCAGUGUAACGCUCAGAGAUUUACUUCUAGAAGAAAAACAACACAAUUUAAAUGAAAUUACAGACACAUACAUUAAAUGUUGCUUUACUACAGUAUAUACAUAAAAAAUAUUCUUAUAUCAAGGUAGCUACAAAUUCAAACUUAUCAGUGAAAUGUUUUACAACAGUACCAUGAUGGAAGACUUUUUCAAAAUUAAGUUCUUGUAAAUAUUGCUAAUACCAUCAUUUAAUGUAGUGAUGGUGAUUGUUUGCCAAAAAACAUCAGCGAUGGGGAAAAAUAGCAUUGUAUUGUCUGUAAAUGAUUUGUGCCAGCUAAACAAAGUGGCACAUAAAGUGUGGUGUGCUUUAGUUGACUCAAAGCAACAUUAGCAGUUACUAGGAACAGAAGGAUAUGAAGACAAAUAUGUGUUUUAACAAAAUCUAGUACUUUUCAGCAUAAAUAUUUGUUAGAACUUAAGCUUUUGUCUUGCACUAAACACAUAGUACACAAGUACAUAACUAAACACAAGUACAUCCAAAACUAACAAGUGUCAUUUGGUUUGUAAGUAUUUCUCUCAAACGAAUACUGGACAACUCAUGAUUGCAAUAGAUAAAUUUCUAAAGGAUCACCAAAGUUAGCAAAAAUCACCCACAUGAAUGUGUGUACCAAAAUGUAUGCCAAUGCAUAAAGAUGUCAAAUUCUGCUUAAAACCACAAACGUCGACACAAAGAAAAAAAGGAAGUGUUGUCAUACAUUAUCUAGGAAUGAAAUAUUUAAUUUACAGUAUAUUUCAAGGGUGUUACGGCACUAACAUUGAUAAAACAUCACUUUUUCAACCUUUAUUUAGUGUUUUUUGCCUCAACUCAUGAUGAUUAGAAACCAUAUAUUGUUUUUAUAUUCUGAAGACACUGGGGGAAAAUAAAUCCAUAAAGGCACCAGCUGUCAUCAAGUAGAGAGAAUUGGUGUGGCUCAACACAAUAUUUUGGUUUCUUUUGACAUCAGAUUACAAAUUAGUGAAUGCUAACAUUAACUUUAUGUAUCCUACUUUUUGCCUCUGAGCUUUGCCGCAGUACACGUUAUAACCAAAGCUGGGCCUUUUUUUAGGCAAGCAACCACAUGGCAAUAAUUAAUCCCAUAAAACAACGUGAUCAUAUUGGAAUACUAACAUCUAAUUAGUGUCUUGGAUGUGCAUGUACAAUUGUUUUUAUUUGGCUAUUCCUACUUCUUUGAAGUAGCUAUAGGCAGUACAAUACAAACACUAGCUACUAAAUUAAACCUGUAAAGUGUAAAGUUAGCGCUACAACAAAAUGCAAACAGUUUUUAUAUAAACAAGUUCACAUUCAUCAUCAUGCAUUUUAAAAUAAUUGUAGGCUUAAAACUGUAUCGGAUCCAAAAUGAAAGCUUGGGUUUGUGAUGUACACAGAUCCAUCAGGUUUCUGUGUCAGUCACAGGUGGGAAGUUUUCUAUUCACCCAUUACUCACAUUAUUUGUUUUUAAAUCUUCUUUAUAAUUUACUGCAGGCAUUUAUGGUGAGGGUAAGUGCACUACUGUAAAUAUAUAGACCUGUAUUUGUGUCCAUCCUGCAAACUUACCAUAUUUUAUUAAAUAUAGAGGAACACUGUGCCCCAGGUAAUCACAUUAGAACGUUACAGGCAGUAAGAAGGCACCCUCAUUAAUGCCAGUACUGGGGACUAUGGAGGAAUGUGAUCGCGUGGACAUUUUGCUGUGAAGAAUCUCGCUGGUGAUUUUUAGAAUUGAGGUGAGUGAAAGGACAUGGUGCACAAAACCUUUCUAACAGCAGCUACAUAAGGCUUCAUCAUGAUGUAGAUCUUAUUUUACUUCUUGAGCUAGUGUUCGCAUUCUUUGGCAAAGUUGUACAAUCACAUAACUCAAAAACCAUGCCUGUGAGCUAGAAGAGUGGCUGGAAUAUACACGUAUGGAUUAAAAUAGCAAUGGGACAUUUAAACAAAUGCAUUUGUUCGUCAAUCUAACUUCACUUCGUCAGAGCUCUCCCCUCACGGACGUGCUUGGCACUCCUCUUCUCUGCUUUCACUUUCUCCCUCACC
Betta splendens (Siamese fighting fish) is the source of this 5465-nucleotide messenger RNA. It is a transcript of the gene zswim2, whose product is annotated as zinc finger, SWIM-type containing 2. Gene Ontology annotation, molecular function: ubiquitin protein ligase activity. The record is from RefSeq and is a predicted model, not a curated record. Lineage: Eukaryota; Metazoa; Chordata; Actinopteri; Anabantiformes; Osphronemidae.